Molecule: messenger RNA, 2283 nt
Organism: Morchella importuna
Lineage: Eukaryota; Fungi; Ascomycota; Pezizomycetes; Pezizales; Morchellaceae
Exons: 6
Coding region: 1-2283 (760 amino acids)
Molecular function (GO): carboxypeptidase activity
Source: RefSeq, a predicted model, not a curated record
AUGAGGCCGUUCACGAAGUACACCCUCGCUCUCACACUUGGAGCUCUGCCCGUUUGGUCGAGCAUCUCUGGGCCUCUCGAUGACCAGCAAAUCCUCUCCCAGAGCUCUGUUGAGCGUCCAAAAAAACAUCCUCACCACCACCACCACAUGUCGCUGAAGGACAAAGAGCAUGUAAUUCUCAAGUCUUUGAGCAAUGUUUCAAUGUCCGAAUGGUCCUAUUAUUACACCAGCGGGCCGCACCUCGGCGGUGCAAACUACUCACAGGCCGUGUGGACCCGUGAUAGAUUCACGGAGAACGGGAUACCUUCUCAUAUUGUCGAAUAUGAUGUUUACCUCAACUAUCCGCUUUCUCAUAAUCUCUCACUUUCUUAUCCAAACGGUUCCGUUUUCAAUGCCACUUUGAAGGAAGAUGUUUUGAAGGAGGACGAAACUAGUGGCCUUGAGAAUCGUAUACCAACUUUCCAUGGGUAUUCGUUCACAGGAAAUGCAACCGCGGAAUACGUUUACGUUGGACGAGGCCGCCUGACCGAUUUCCAAAGGCUCGCAGAUCUUGGUGUCCCUCUUGCAGGAAAGAUCGCACUACUCAAAUAUGGUGUCUCCUUCCGUGGCCUAAAGGUUAAGAAUGCGCAGGAUUUUGGGAUGAUUGGUGCCAUCAUUUAUAGUGAUCCCGGCGACGAUGGUAAGAUGCGUGUAGAAGAAGGCUAUGCCCCUUACCCCAAAGGCCCAGCUCGGAAUCCGUCGUCGGUGCAGAGAGGAUCGGUUCAGUUUUUGAGCAAGUAUCCUGGCGACCCCACGACGCCCGGGUAUCCAUCGAAACCUGGUGUUCCACGUGAGGAUAAAUCUGGAGUAACACCGCAUAUUCCGUCCCUACCGAUCUCAUUCAGGGAGGCCAAGCCGUUGCUUGAAGCGCUGAAUGGAAAGGGUGUUUCAGCGAAGGAUGUUAACAUCACGGGCUGGGAAGGCGGCUUGGCGAACGUAUCGUACUCAACUGGACCGGCUCCUAAUGCGGUCCUGUAUAUGGAUAACGUCAUGAAUGAUACGAUUACACCGAUCUGGAAUAUUAUUGGAAUCAUCAACGGAACUAUUGAGGAUGAGGUAAUUGUUAUCGGGAAUCAUCGAGAUUCUUGGACUGCUGGAGGCGCGGGUGAUCCCAAUUCUGGAUCCGCUAUCUUGAUUGAGCUUGCGAGAGCCUUUGGAAAACUGGUUAAGCACGGUUGGAAGCCUAAAAGGACAAUUGUUUUUGCGUCCUGGGAUGCCGAAGAAUACGGUCUCGUUGGCUCUACUGAAUGGUUCGAGGAGUUCUCUACAUGGGCAGUCCCCAACAUGGUUGCCUACCUAAAUGUUGAUAUUGGCGUCUCGGGACCCAAUUGGGCAAUUGCUGCAGUCCCUGAGCUUCAUGACAUCAUCCUUGAAGUUAUGAAAAAAGUACCCUCCCCAAAGAACAAACACAAGACAAUUUAUCAUGACUGGGCCGCCAGAAAUCAGCAUAUCGAUGUUCUAGGAAGUGGAAGCGACUACACCGCCUUUGUUCACUCUGGUAUCGCAUCUAUUGAUAUGGGUUUCACCUUCUCCAAUGAAGACCCUGUCUACCACUACCACUCCAACUAUGAUUCCUUCCACUGGAUGAGUACCUACGGUGACCCUACGUUCAGCCACCACGUCGCCGCUGGUCAGUUCCUUGGGCUCCUUGCCCUCAACCUUGUGGAGCAGCCGCUGUUACCGCUAAAUGCAGCAACAUACGCCGAGUCUUUAUGGGAGUAUUACAAGACCCUGAAGGACAAUGUUGAAAAAUCUGACAUUGAUCUGGACCUGGGCCCGCUUCAUCACUCGCUGCUGGGCUUUGCAAGGGUUGCAAAGAAGCUCACGAGACUAUCACACCAUAUCAAGGGCCGUCACGCCCACUGGAAAAGGAGAGCGAUUAAUAAUCGCCUUAAGUCAUUCGAGAAAGGUUUCGUGAGUCAAGGUGGACUGCCCGGGAGGGAAUUUUAUAGACAUUUGAUCUACGCCCCCGGUCUUGACACCGGCUACGCAGCGGUUACAUUCCCUGGUAUCUCUGAGGCUAUCUGGUUGGGUGAUAAAGCCACCGCAAAGGAGUUUGUGUACAAGACUUCGAGGGCUGUGUGGCAUGCAACGGCGAUCUUGGCGCUCGGGAGAUGUGAGGAAUAUGAAGGCGAGCAGUUGAGUGAGAUCGUUUUUAGUGAGGAAGAGAUGAAGUUUGAUAUUGAUUAUGAGGACGAUGAAAACGAUGAAGAGGCACCCGAGCAUCAUGAGCAUGAGCUUUAG